This is a messenger RNA of Eutrema salsugineum, 1877 nucleotides long. RefSeq lists its product as uncharacterized. NCBI's taxonomy places the organism in Eukaryota, Viridiplantae, Streptophyta, Magnoliopsida, Brassicales, Brassicaceae. The record is from RefSeq and is a predicted model, not a curated record. The transcript has 6 exons. Bases 538 to 1491 code for a protein of 317 amino acids.
GUGAGUGAAAGAGAGAGAAAGUGAGAAGCGUUUCGUCCUCUUCGUUUUCUUCUUCCAUUAAUACAAAGCAAUCCUACUCAGAAAGCUCUAUUCAUCUUUCUACUUCAGUUUAUAUAUCCCCCAUUUUCAGCUGACGAUUUCACGAAAUUUAAAAGAGUAAAUUUUGACCAAAUUUCCAGAAAAAACCCAGUUUCUGAUUCCUCAUUUUCUUUAAAGGCUUAAUCGAAAGUUUGGAUUUUUUUGUUUUUGAAAUACCCAGACUCUGUUCCAUUCUUUGGUGGGGUGUUUUUUUUUAAGAGGGUACUUAAAAGAAGUUUUUGGGGAAGAAUCUGGUGUUGGGAUUCACAGAAGGGAUUAAAAGGAAAGAGAGUUAUGUUGGGAAUUAGAAAGCUACCAUAUUGGGAUUAAGUGUUGCUAUUAAUGAGAGAAGACCAGAAAUUAUUAAAUUUCCAAACUUUGUGUUCAAUUUCGUAGACUCGAGUAUACGGAUAAAGAUCUGAAAUCAGAAAGAAGAAGAAGAAGAAGAAGAAGAAGAGAAUGUGGUGGUGGUGUUCUUCAACAAAAGGCCGUUCGAAUCUAGAGAGAUUUCUCUUAGGAGUCACUCCUAAACCUCCUUCAUUCUCUCUUCCUCAGCAGCAGGGAAAGGAGGAGAUGGAGUUUUUCAGGCUUGGUGAUCUCUGGGACUGUUACGAUGAGCUGAGCGCGUAUGGCUUUGGAUCACAGGUUGAUUUAAACAAUGGAGAAACCGUUAUGCAAUAUUAUGUCCCCUAUCUAUCUGCCAUCCAAAUCCACACUAACAAACACGCUGUGAUUUCCAGGAACCAGAAUGAGGCGGCUGAAUCUGAGAGUAGCGAUUGUUGGAGCGAUAGUGAGAGCGAGAAGUUGUUGUCAAGGUCAAUGAGCAAUGAUUCUAGCAAAACAUGGGAUGCUGUCUCUGAAGAUUCGGUGUUUGAUGCGGAUGGUACUCUACUUCUGCGAGAUAAACUUGGUUUCCUUGACUUUAAGUACAUCGAAAGAGAUCCUCCCUACAAGCGGGUUCCAUUAACCGACAAGAUAAACGAAUUGGCGGAGAAAUUUCCGGGACUCAUGACCUUAAGAAGUGUCGACUUGUCUCCUGCUAGUUGGAUGGCUGUUGCGUGGUACCCGAUUUAUCACAUCCCAGCCUGCAAGAACGAGAAAGAUUUGACUACAUGCUUCCUAACUUAUCAUACUUUAUCUUCGUCUUUUCAAGAUAAUGUGGUGGAAGGAGAUCAUAGCAACAACAAAUGCAGAGCAGGAACAUUGUGUUGUGAGGAGGAACCCAUUAUAAACAAGAGAAUCCCAUUGCCUCCAUUUGGUGUAGCUACUUACAAAAUGCAAGGAGAUCUUUGGGGAAAGACAGGAUUUGACCAGGAUCGGUUGGUUUAUCUUCUGAGCGCUGCGGAUUCAUGGCUGAAACAGCUAAAUGUUGAUCACCAUGACUUUAACUACUUCGUAAACCCGAGCUUCUAAGAUCAAUCGGGUCCUCUUACUUGCCCUGUCUCCAAACCUUGAAAAACUCUUAACCCUGAACUUGUUCUUUGUUGUUUCAAGCUCCCUCCUCUUUCUGGCUCGUUGUGUUGUUUUAGGUAGCAACUGCCAUCCUGGAGUUUUCUCUCCUUUUGCAAGCCAUGGAAGUUACUAAGAAGAAAACAUAAGUUUUUUUUUUUUCUUUUCUUUUUGUUUUGGUGUUAAGGUGAUGAGAAAACAAGAAAGUUUUUUCUUGAGUGAGACCAUGUAAAUGAAGUUCCUUACUCUUGUACUUCUCUAUUUUCUUUGUUUCUGUCUGUUUUUUCCCUUUUCUUAAUGGAGCUGUGAACAGAGGACUCUGUUAUGUACUUUUCUUUCCAAAUAUAUAA